Frieseomelitta varia is the source of this 1100-nucleotide messenger RNA. RefSeq lists its product as uncharacterized. The coding region runs from base 1 to 1065 and encodes 354 amino acids. Gene Ontology annotation, biological process: detection of chemical stimulus involved in sensory perception of smell; sensory perception of smell. The transcript is spliced from 8 exons. Gene Ontology annotation, molecular function: olfactory receptor activity; odorant binding. Gene Ontology annotation, cellular component: plasma membrane. The record is from RefSeq and is a predicted model, not a curated record. NCBI's taxonomy places the organism in Eukaryota, Metazoa, Arthropoda, Insecta, Hymenoptera, Apidae.
AUGUUAAAGAACUGCAUAAAGUUCAUCAUCCACAUUAUUUGGCUGUGCGUGGUCAUUACUUUUUGUUGGCCGCUUCCUGUCAGUAGCAGCAAACUUCGCGUUCUCGUUUUCAAGCUUCUAAUAAUCUGUUCAGACAAUUUCGUCAUUUCCUCGAAGACGUUCUGUCUGUCGAUAUGCAUAAGCCAGCAUCCUAUUCAGUCUUUUAUGUACGUGGUCAACUACGGCUCUCUGCAACGUAUAGUCGACGAAAUGGUCGUCUGUUUUAAAGAGGCACGACAGUACGAGAGAGAUAUUUUCAGCAAGUAUAUCGCGAAAUGUAACGUCUUUUACGGAGGGACUCUAAUAUUCGUAUACAUAACCGGGCUAGUUUUCGUGAUGGGACCGGUCGCCUUGCCGAUUGACUAUCCAUUAGAAUGUGAAUAUCCAUUUCGCGUUAAUUACACGUCGAUUAUCAUUUUCAUAUAUUUCCAUCAAUCUUUCGUUUGCUUCCAAUGCGCUGCCCAUGUGUGCCUAAGCGCUUUCGGCGCGUUUCUACUUUGGUUCACCGCUGCGAGAUUCGAAUGUUUGGCCAUGGAAUUUCAGAACAGUUCAAAUAUCGACACGUUGAUCGUUUGCAUCAAGAAACAAUUGCACUUAAGGAGAUACGCGGAACAAGUGGUCAAUUGUUUACGCUUUUUGGUACUGUACGCUAUUUCGGUGGGCACUUGUGCUCUAACAUUAUGUGGUAUUAUUAUGAUCGUGAAUUCACCGCAGGUUGUAAAAACGCAGUUUAUAACUAUAUCUGUUACUAUGCUCAUACAAGUUUAUAUGUUCGCGUGGCCAGCUGAUUACAUGAAGGAAUGGAGUAUAAACGUUUCACGGAGCGUAUACGAUGGAAAAUGGUAUAAACAGUCGCUGAAGCUGCAAAAGAUGUUUCUAAACGUGAUGCUAUAUCAGAAACCGAUAACUCUUUCGAUCAGCUGCCUAUUGGAAGAGCUUUCUUUGCGUUACUAUUGUUCGUAUGUCUCAAAUGCCUUCUCUAUCUUCACUGCCUUGCGAGUCGUAGUGGAAAAUAAAUCGGAAUAGAUGUGAACUGAUUGUUGUCAUAAUUACGCGGUGAA